Molecule: messenger RNA, 2855 nt
Organism: Branchiostoma floridae (Florida lancelet)
Lineage: Eukaryota; Metazoa; Chordata; Leptocardii; Amphioxiformes; Branchiostomatidae
Product: GATOR complex protein MIOS-A-like
Biological process (GO): cellular response to amino acid starvation; positive regulation of TORC1 signaling
Cellular component (GO): cytoplasm
Molecular function (GO): protein binding
Source: RefSeq, a predicted model, not a curated record
GAUCAUCCACUUUCGUGCGGAAUGCUGGGUAAGCAAGAUGGCGGACGGUGGCCAAAAUAAAAGUACUUUUUCCUGACUUUGAAGACUUUUCACGACUAUUACCGCACGCAACGUUGGCACGGGAAGUCUAGUCAAGAGUGAACUGAAGCAUCAUCAGGAUGAGUGCAGCACGGCUGGAUGUCCUGUGGUCUCCCAGCCACAUCAACCAGUUCCUCACGUUCGGCACAGAGAUCAGUCUGUAUAAGGCUGACCGGAUCACACAUGGGCAGGUUGUCACUGGCUCCAAGGCUCUGGCCCAGGGAUUGAUCCGCCUGUCAGAUGACACCACAGCGACUCUGCUGUCCACAAACACAGACAUCCAGUACAUGAAGUGUGUGGCCUGGUACCCCAAGAAGGAACCUGAGUUUCUGUUAGCGGUGGGACAGGCCAAUGGGAGAGUAGUUCUUACUAGUUUUGGUCAAGAUGGGGCACAUGACCAGUAUGGACUGAUCGGGAAAGAAUUUGUUCCUCGACAUGCCAGACAAUGUAACAGCCUAGCCUGGCAUCCAAAUGAGUCCAACAUGCUUGCAGCAGGGUUGGACAAGUACAGAUCUGACUCCUCUGUUCUUGUGUGGGACAUCAAUGCUAAAUACAUAGCAGACUCUGCUAACAGUCCAGACAAAAGCCGGAUCCACAGGGACUCUGUGGGGAGUGGGGAGGGGCCGAGCAUGGUCAGCAAACCUCUCGUCGAGCUGGGUGCGUCGGAGACGGCUCUGUCGCUGGCUUGGUUCACCCACGAGUCCAAGACCCUGCUAGUUGGCAUGAACAACAAGUUUCUGAAGAUAUUUGACCUUCGAGAUGUUUCUAGACCAGUUAAUGUAGCACUGACUAAGGCAGUGUACGGUGUGGCUAUAGAUCCACAUGUGGACACCAGGAUUGCUUCUUAUGUGGAGGGCCAAGUGUCUAUCUGGGACACCCGUGUGUUUGAGAAACCCGUGCUGACCCUUACAGAGCAGAGGCAUAUAGCAAAAAUAGCCUGGAGUCCCACUAGAUAUGGACUGCUAGGCAUCUCCUGUAAGGACAGCCCAGUGGUUAAGCUGUACGACAUCCAGCACUCAGGAGUAGGGGGUGAUGACUAUGAACCUGCCAUCAUUGAGAGAUCAGUACAAGCGUGUGGCGAGGAGUCCCUGUCGUCCUUUGCGUGGCACCCCACCCACGAGAACCGCAUGAUGAUCAUCACCACCAAAGGCAACAUGACGGAUCUCACUGUGUUUGAGAGAAUAUCACUGUCCUGGUCACCCCACUCCAGUAUUACCUGGGCCUGUGGUAAGAGGUUACAUCACAUGACAGCACAUCCCACCUGUACAGCUGAAGAUGACAUCUCCAUCAAGAUGAAGAGAAGAGCACGCAAUGGUUACGGCUUACAGACUGACCAAAUCUCCAGGAAUGCAGACAUGGCCCCAGAAGACAGUGAUAUCAGGACCCUCUGGCACUGGCUGGACUUGGUGCGAGGGCUGCGUGAUGAAGGCAAGAUCCGGACGGUCGGGAAGGGCGGGUUCAAGUACCACGGGGUGAAGUCUGUGAUCAAGGGAGAGACCAACAUGGCGGGGGUGUGUAUGAAGUCGGACCUGCACUACGGUACCCUGGCCGCAGGGGUGGACAAACGUACCAUCGUGCACACCUACAGGAGUGAAGACAGGUCACGAGCAUUGCAGCUGUGUGGGUGGAACUUUGAGAAAGAGUUCCGCGCUUUAGAGGACCAUUUGGAAAGACUUGAGGGUGAGGGUGAAUACGAGCGAGCUGCUGCUAUAGCCUUGUUUAACCUGAAGAUCCGACGAGCCAUCCAGACCCUGAACAAGGGAGCAACAAGUGCCGCACACAGCGAGGAUGCUGGGGACCUGAACUUGAACGUUGUUGCCAUGGCGUUGUCGGGGUACACAGACGAGAAGAACACCCUGUGGCGGGAGAUGUGCGGGUCCCUGCGGACCCAGCUGGGACACCCCUACCUGCGCGCCAUGUUCGCCUUCCUCACAGAGGAGGCAGAGGGCUUCCAGGAUGUGCUGAAUGAGUCAGGCCUCUUCAUCCAGGACAGAGUGGCCUUUGCCUGCACAUUCCUCCCUGAUGGACGGCUUGUGGAGUACCUAGAUGAGCUGACCUGUGAGAUGGUGAAGAAGGGGAACUUGGAGGGAAUCCUGCUGACCGGGCUGACCAAGGACGGCAUUGACCUGCUGGAGAACUAUGUGAACAGCACGGCGGACGUGCAGACAGCCUGCCUCGCCAUGGUGCAGGCCUGCCCUAGCGAUGUGUCAAAGGACACCCGUGUGCAGCAGUGGAUAGAGAGUUACCGCAGCUUGCUGGACUCGUGGCGGUUCUGGCACCAGCGGGCGCAGUUCGACGUCCACAGGAACCUGAUCGACCCGGCCGUCAAACCCCCGCAGCAGGUCUUCGUCAGCUGCAACUUCUGCGGGAAGUCUGUCUCCUCCAACAUGCUGGCUUCAGGACGGGCAAGAGGACGACCUAUGGGAAUGCGCUAUGGUAGUCCGCAGAAGUCCAAGAUCAGUAGCUGUCCUGGGUGUAGAAAACCGCUGCCACGGUGCGCCCUCUGUCUCAUGAACAUGGGAACUGCAUCAGGCACUAAUCAUGCUGCUAAACCCAACAAGGAAGAAAAGCAAGAUUAUUCUAAAGAAGCGAAGCAGAACAAGUUUGGGAGCUGGUUCACCUGGUGUCAGACCUGCGAGCAUGGAGGACAUGCAGACCACAUGAUGGAAUGGUUCAGCCAGUUUGUGAGCGUACAAUGAAUGUGACCGGGCCCCAACAUGCAAAAUGACCUAUAUAGUGCAGAGAUGUAACCAUCUAACAUUUAAACUUUUCAUUUA